Molecule: messenger RNA, 300 nt
Organism: Eimeria acervulina
Lineage: Eukaryota; Apicomplexa; Conoidasida; Eucoccidiorida; Eimeriidae
Exons: 1
Coding region: 1-300 (99 amino acids)
Source: RefSeq, a predicted model, not a curated record
AUGGACAGCUGCAGCAAUAUCCGCGCCAGCAGCACAAGCCACAGCAGCAAAAGCAACAUCAGCAGCAGCAGCAACACAAACACCAGCAGCACGAUCCGCAACAAACAGCAGCAGCAGCAGCAGCAGCAGCAGCAGCAGUACAAUCAGCAGCAGCACCAGCCCAAUCAGCAGCCCAAUCAGAAGCACAAUAAUAAUAACCAUCAUCAUCAGCAUCAUCAGCAUCAGCAGCAUCAGCAGCAGCAGCAUCAGCAGCAGCAGCAGCAGCAGCAGCAGCAGCAGCAGCAGCAGCAGCGCACCUGA